UUCAAAUCGAUUGACAAAAUAAUUAGGCUCAGUCAUUGCAGAGGCAUUGUCCGCAUUUCGCAUACAUCACAAUGAUUGUUAACAAGAAGUGGAUUGUCGGUAUCUCGGUCGUUUUGGUUCUUGUUGUCAUUUUGGGAGUCCUCUUGGGUGUCCUGCUACCCAGACACAAUAACGUCAACAACGGAAAUGUCGACAGCUAUUUCGAGGAACUUCCAGAAACUUCCAAAUGGUACGGCGACGAGGAGAUUCGAAUUCUUCGUCAAUAUUUGUCGUUCCCCACAAUGCCUCCUGAUAUCGACUACGUGCCAACCGUUGAAUUCCUAAAGCAACAAGCAGCGAGUCUCGAUCUACCCCUAUCGAUGUAUUAUCCUGUAAACGAAGCGAAUCCAGUCGUUGUCAUGACGUGGGCAGGAUCAGAUCCCAGUCUUAAGUCAAUCCUGUUGAAUUCGCACACCGACGUCGUCCCAAUAUUCGAGGAAUUUUGGACACAUCGACCAUUUGCUGCUGACAUAGACGAAGAGGGAAGAAUUUUCGCACGUGGUGCACAGGAUACGAAAUCGACUGGAAUGUUGUAUUUGGCAGCGAUUCGAGCGUUGAAAAAGGAAGGCAUUCAACAGCUGAAACGAACCUUCCACAUUUCAUUCGUACCCGAUGAGGAAAUGGGAGGAUUCAACGGAAUGGACAGUUUUGCUAAGUCCGCUGAGUUUGCGGGCUUGAAUGUUGGCUAUGCACUGGACGAAUGUUCAGUAUCGCCGACAAACGUACUAACAGUCAUCAAUGACGAGCGAUCUACGUGGAGAAUGGAAUUCACAUGCCACGGCGUAACAGGACACGGUUCAAUUUUAUUCGAAAAUACAACCGGCGAGAAGAUCGCGCAUUUGAUCAGCAGAUUUAUGGAGCGACGACAAGUCGAAAUGGACAAUAUGAGGAAUUCGAAUGCUACGACGUACGCCAAUGUAACGUCUAUCAAUUUGACUAUGUUGAAAGGAGGCGUUCAAGGCAACGUGAUACCACCAGAACUAAGCGUAACGUUCGACGUACGCUUGGCUGUUAACGCUGACCAUGAUCAGUUUCAAAGAGAUAUAGAUCAGUGGAUCGAAGAGGCUGGAGGAGAUAUUACCAUAAACUAUUUGAUACACGAUCCGAAAGUACCCAAGACGAGUGUUGACGAAACUAAUCCCCUGUGGACUGUGCUGGAGAGUACGGCUAGGGAAUUAGGAUUGGAAAUCGUUCCUGGUGUAUCGACAGGCGCAACCGAUAUGAGAUUUUUACGUAGGCAAAACAUUCCUGCGUUUGGAUUCAAUACAAUGAUGAAUACGCCUCGGCUUCUUCACGAUCAUGACGAGUUUGUGUACGCUGACGUUUAUCUGACCUCUAUUGAUACGUACAAACGAGUCAUAUCGAACUUGGGCGACAUAUAGCGCUGGAUAUUCAUUUGUAAUAUUAGCCAACAGUUUGCAUAGAAAAUAAACAUUUGAG
Molecule: messenger RNA, 1479 nt
Organism: Bradysia coprophila
Lineage: Eukaryota; Metazoa; Arthropoda; Insecta; Diptera; Sciaridae
Product: aminoacylase-1A-like
Biological process (GO): amino acid metabolic process
Cellular component (GO): cytoplasm
Molecular function (GO): aminoacylase activity
Source: RefSeq, a predicted model, not a curated record